Molecule: messenger RNA, 934 nt
Organism: Drosophila innubila
Lineage: Eukaryota; Metazoa; Arthropoda; Insecta; Diptera; Drosophilidae
Gene: Uqcc1
Product: ubiquinol-cytochrome-c reductase complex assembly factor 1
Exons: 4
Coding region: 101-889 (262 amino acids)
Biological process (GO): mitochondrial respiratory chain complex III assembly
Cellular component (GO): mitochondrion
Source: RefSeq, a predicted model, not a curated record
CUUCGCAAUCAGUUCUUGCCGAGUUGGCAGCACUGUCUGCCUUUUGUAAAAAAAACAUUGCGUUUUGAUUUAAACAAAUUAAAUUCGUUUUAAAUCAAGAAUGUUGUGCACACGCGCAGCAGCUAUUCUGCAUACCGGCUUAACCACAGUAGCACGGGUGGGACAACACACAUAUAAACAUCAUAGGGUGACGGCAGCUGUGGCAGCGAGAAUUAACGAGCAAUGCAGACUCUGCUCGACAGGAUCAAUUGUGGACAGUGGGGGAAAGACAGCAAAACAAACAGCCGAGGAUGGCAGCAUAUUAAAGCGGGUUCUCACCAAAGUCGGAUUUGCGCCCAACACAAAAGCUCGCCUUAAGGUAACCAGCCAUCUGUUGUACGAGAGUGUUGCGGAUAAGAUCAACUAUGUUGCCUUCUUUAGGGAUUUCAAUCUGCCGAAUACUUUCAACUCCUGGUUUCUGGUAACUGAACUGCAUGUUUGGCUCCUGUUGAUGCGCUCCAUGGCCGAAGGCUCUGAAACCGGCGAGGAUGGACGCUUCUUGCGCAAUUGCAUAGUGGAGGCCAUGUGGGGAGAUGUAAAUACCCGGGCCAAGAAGUUGGGAGCCAAUAAUCCUUCGCGUACGAGGCAGCAAAUAGAGACACUCUCGGAGCAAUUUCAAGCGGCACUCAUUGCCUACGACGAGGGAAUCAUGUCCGAUGAUCGGGUCUUGGCCUGUGCUCUGUGGAGACGCUUCUUUGAGAAGGAGUGCGAUGAUUAUAGCCAAAUCGAGCGAUUGGUCAAGUAUGUGAGGAAGCAGACGGUCAUGCUGGAUAACUUGAGCCGGGAAGAGUUCAUCACGAAGCCAAAGAUUGCUUGGCAUGAUCUGGACAAGUGCAAAGUCUAUGCAUAGAAAAUGUUCUUUUAAGUUUGUUUAUUAAAGUCAAAUUAUAUACAA